Messenger RNA from Rangifer tarandus platyrhynchus (Svalbard reindeer), 2928 nucleotides. The record is from the annotation of a GenBank genome assembly. NCBI's taxonomy places the organism in Eukaryota, Metazoa, Chordata, Mammalia, Artiodactyla, Cervidae.
AUGGCGGCAGAAGGAGCUGGUGGGAAAUACAGAAGCACAGUCAGCAAAAGCAAAGACCCCUCGGGGCUGCUCAUCUCUGUGAUCAGGACCCUGUCUACCAGUGAUGAUGUUGAAGACAGAGAAAACGAGAAGGGGCGUCUCGAAGAAGCCUAUGAGAGGUGUGACCGUGACCUGGAUGAACUCAUUGUACGGCACUACACAGAACUGACAACUGCCAUCCGCACCUACCAGAGCAUCACAGAGCGCAUCACCAACUCCCGAAACAAAAUAAAGCAGGUAAAAGAGAAUCUGCUUUCAUGCAAGAUGCUAUUGCACUGCAAACGAGAUGAGCUUCGGAAGCUGUGGAUUGAAGGAAUUGAACAUAAGCAUGUUCUGAACCUGCUGGAUGAAAUCGAGAAUAUCAAGCAAGUGCCUCAAAAGCUGGAACAGUGCAUGGCCAGCAAGCACUAUCUCAGUGCCACCGACAUGCUGGUGUCCGCAGUCGAGUCUUUGGAGGGCCCACUGCUCCAGGUGGAAGGACUGAGUGACCUUAGGCUGGAGUUGCACAGCAAGAAGAUGAACCUGCACUUGGUUCUCAUAGACGAGCUGCAUCGGCACCUGUACAUCAAAUCCACCAGCCGCGUUGUGCAGCAGAACAAGGAGAAAGGGAGGAUGAGCUCCCUGGUGAAGGACGCUUCUCCUGUCCCUCUGCUGGAUGUUACAAACCUUCCUACGCCUCGGAAAUUCCUCGACACCUCUCAGUAUUCUACUCCUGGAAGCUCCACAGUGAAGGAUUUAAACCUCCAGGACAUCAAGGAGGAUUUGGAGUUGGAUCCAGAGGAGAACAGCACCCUCUUUAUGGGCAUCCUCAUCAAGGGGCUGGCUAAACUGAAGAAGAUCCCAGAGACAGUGAAGGCAAUCACAGAACGCUUGGAGCAGGAACUUAAGCAAAUUGUGAAGAGGUCUACAACCCAGGUGGCCGACAGUGAUUAUCAGAGGGGAGAGAACCUCACGGCUGAGAACCAACCAAGGUUACUUCUGGAGCUCCUGGAGCUGCUGUUUGACAAGUUUAAUGCUGUAGCCGCUGCGCACUCUGUGGCCCUGGGGUACCUACAAGACUCUGUGGUGGCCCCACUGAGUCAGCAGGAAGACGUCAAAUUGUAUGACAUGGCAGAUGUGUGGGUGAAGAUCCAAGAUGUUCUGCAGAUGCUGUUGACUGAGUACUUGGAUAUGAAAAAUACACGUACAGCCUCUGAACCAUCAGCUCAGCUCAGUUAUGCCAGCAGUGGACGCGACUGUGCAGCCUUUUUUGCCAAGAAGAAGCCUCAAAGGCCAAAAAAUUCUCUUUUCAAGUUCGAAUCUUCCUCCCACGCCAUCAGCAUGAGCGCCUACUUGCGAGAACAGAGAAGAGAGCUGUACAGUCGGAGCGGAGAACUUCAAGGGGGUCCUGAUGACAACUUAAUUGAAGGUGGAGGAACAAAAUUUGUUUGCAAACCUGGAGCCAGAAAUAUUACUGUCAUAUUCCAUCCAUUAUUAAGAUUUAUUCAAGAGAUAGAGCAUGCCCUGGGACUUGGUCCUGCCAAACAGUGUCCUCUUCGAGAGUUUCUCACCGUGUACAUCAAAAAUAUCUUCCUCAAUCAGGUCUUGGCUGAGAUCAACAAGGAGAUUGAAGGAGUCACGAAAACAUCUGACCCCCUGAAGAUCCUGGCUAAUGCAGAUACCAUGAAAGUGCUGGGGGUGCAGCGGCCUCUCCUCCAGAGCACAAUCAUUGUGGAGAAGACAGUGCAAGACCUCCUGAACCUGAUGCACGACUUGAGUGCCUAUUCGGAUCAGUUCCUCAACAUGGUGUGCGUGAAGCUCCAGGAAUACAAGGACAUCUGCACUGCAGCCCACAGGGGUAUCGUCCAGUCUGAGGAAAAACUUGUCAUCAGUGCAUCUUGGGCAAAAGAUGAUGAUAUCAGCAGGCUCUUGAAAUCUCUACCAAACUGGAUGAAUAUGGCUCAGCCCAAACAGCUGAGGUCAAAGAGAGAAGAGGAAGAAGAUUUCAUAAGGGCAGCGUUUGGCAAGGAGUCGGAAGUUCUUAUUGGAAACCUGGGUGAUAAAUUAAUCCCUCCACAAGACAUCCUCUGUGACGUCAGCGACCUCAAAGCCUUGGCCAACAUGCACGAGAGCUUGGAAUGGUUAGCAGGCCGAACAAAGGCAGCCUUCUCCAGUCUUUCUACGUCCCAGAAUCUGUCCCCUGCUCAAGAUAGCCAUGUGAACGUUGAUCUCCCUCCAGUGUCAGAGCAGAUUAUGCAGACUCUGAGCGAACUUGCCAAGUCUUUCCAGGAUAUGGCUGACCGCUGCUUGCUGGUCCUACACCUGGAAGUCAGAGUUCACUGUUUCCACUAUCUCAUCCCUCUCGCGAAGGAGGGGAACUAUGCCAUUGUCGCGAAUGUGGAAAGUAUGGACUAUGACCCUCUGGUGGUGAAGCUGAACAAAGAUAUCAGCGCCAUUGAAGAAGCCAUGAGUGCCAGCCUCCAGCAGCACAAGUUCCAGUACAUAUUUGAAGGCCUGGGACACCUGAUCUCCUGCAUCCUUAUUAAUGGGGCCCAGUACUUCCGGCGCAUCAGUGAGUCUGGCAUCAAGAAAAUGUGCAGGAACAUUUUUGUCCUGCAGCAGAAUUUAACCAACAUCACCAUGUCACGGGAGGCAGACCUGGACUUCGCAAGGCAGUACUACGAGAUGCUGUACAACACGGCCGACGAGCUCCUGAAUCUGGUGGUGGACCAGGGUGUGAAGUACACGGAGCUGGAGUACAUUCAUGCCCUGACCUUGCUGCACCGCAGCCAGACGGGGGUGGGAGACCAAACCACCCAGAACAUGCGGCUGCAGCGGCUCAAGGAGAUCAUCUGCGAGCAGGCAGCCAUCAAGCAAGCCACCAAGGAUAAGAAAAUAACUACAGUGUAA